Molecule: messenger RNA, 2037 nt
Organism: Enterobius vermicularis (human pinworm)
Lineage: Eukaryota; Metazoa; Nematoda; Chromadorea; Rhabditida; Oxyuridae
Source: the annotation of a GenBank genome assembly
AUGGACGUAUGUCGGCCCUCGUGUCACGCGUCUUGCACACGCUCUUGUAAUUUACAAGAUUAUUCCUCGGACUACUGUAACGCAGCUUGCCAAAACGCGUGUCAAAAAACUUGUGCACAAACGGUUUUAUCACUGAUUGGCUCCAAUGCAACAGAAGGUUUACAGAGGAAAGAAGAGAACAAUUUGCAGCCCGUUUGUGAGCAGAACUGUCGCAGUCGGUGUCAGAAAAGAUGUGCUGUCCUUGGUAUACCAUAUUCGCAAUGCGAAAUAACAUGCGAGAAUACUUGUCGAUUUGCAUGCGCGCAACCGGCGUACGAUAACAGUAACGGCAAUUACGACCAGCAACUUUUGCCACAAGUCGUUUCUCAGGGUAUGGCUCAGCAAAAUGCGCUUGUCCAUAAUUGCAGGAGCGAUUGCACUACAGCUUGCGUUAACCAUUGUUCACCAAUUCUGUCAAUUACAAUUUGCUUGCCAAAGUGUGCUCAGUCUUGUAAGGGUAGCUGUGAAAGCAAUAAUGCUGUCCAAUUUCAGCCAACAGUCUCUGCAACAUCAGCAGUCAACCAGUGCACAGCUUCGUGUAACAGUAUUUGCCAGAAUCCUUGUACGACUAUGAAAAUGUCGACUGUUGUCUGUGUUACAGUUUGUAUUAAUCCAUGUAUUCAGAGGUGUCAAACACCAAGUGAAACUUCUGCAGGAGUAAUUCCAUCAGCCUUCGAGCCUACUUUAAUGGCACCGACUACCACACCCGCACCGGUAUGUAUCGCUCCUUGUCAGCCGUUGUGCGAAUUAAAAUGCAUAUUAUGCUUUCCGAGUUGUGCUGAAAACUGCGUACAGAACUGCCAGGGAAACGCUCCUUGUUGGAGAAGAUGUGAAAUCUUGUGUUUAGUGCGGUGUUCUAACAUUCCUUUCACUGGACCACCAACUUCUUCACCAUCACUGCCCGCAACAACUGUAGCGACAGCAGCAGCAGCGACCGGUUCAAACUUGCCUAUCACCACUAUAACACCACCCACUUAUUCACAACCUACCACUACUACUACUACUACCACGACUACAACAACUACAACUAUGACAACUACCACAACCACUACUGUCACUGUUCCCAUCACUUCCAUAAAUUACGAUCACUCUACAACACCUAAACCUGCUGUAAAAGUUAGUCAGCCUCCAGCAGUAUUAUGCCAUAAAGUUUGCUUUACAGGAUGCACAGACCAGUGUAGACGCCUUUAUGGUGACACUGUAGACUGUGAUGACUUCUGUAGAACACAAUGUGAUAACGUUUGUCAACAGAAACUCUACCCUCUAGUUACGCCUGUUUAUACCUAUCCUACGACAUAUAUUCCAAUUUAUUUAUAUCCUUUCUGUACCAGGGACUGCAUGAUUUUAUGUGGCGCACACUGCACCGAUAUAUCACCGGCACAGUGUGCAGCCAGCUGUAAACCGCAAUGCGAUACCCUUUGUAACAAACCAACGGAGUACGUUCCCGCAGCGACGUUGGGAAGUGCAGAUACAUAUUCCUCUUCGACCGCUGAGAUUUCAUCAAAUUAUUUUGUUCCGGCGCAGUUAGUUGCGCAACCAGUGCCGUCAAUUUCAAUGCCGACAAACGUAGUUCCGCUAGCAGCAACACAAACUGCUUAUUGUCCCGUUCAGUGCCAACCGCUUUGUACCCCAUUUUGUAUCCAACAACAAGCUGUCUAUCAGCCAACUUUUUUCAGCAGUCUUCCGGUAGCUGCUGUACACAGGCGCCCUAGCAAAUGCCAGCAGCUGUGUGAGGGAGUAUGUGUCAAGCGAUGUACAAGUGCUAAUCAACUGUUUGUUGAUUGCCAACGUUCCUGUCAGGCAACAUGUGCAGUUGCUUGUGUUCGAGAAAAUGCUCCGGUUUUCCAACCAUGUCAUUCAACUUGCUUGCCAACUUGUGAACUCGAUUGCGCACAUCAGCGCCGGCCGUUAAACCAGUGUAAACAAAAGUGCCACGAUGCUUGCCUCUCCGAGUGUAACAUUCCAUCUUUAAGCUACACUGCCAAAAAAACUAGAUAA